GCCGGGCUGGAGGAGCCGCCGCCCCGAGAUCGGGAACUGGCGUCGGGGGCAGCGGCGGCCGCGCGAGGCCACCCGCCGCCCCACCGGCCGGUACCAACGGCCCCGGCACCGCCCGCCCGGGAUGGCCGAAGGCAGCCCCACCUCCCUCCUGCACCUCUCCAUCAUCCGCUGGAUAGCUGAUAAUUUCUAUCUGUGUGAAGGAUGCACUGUACCCCGUUGGCUACUAUAUGAAUUGUAUAUGGAAAGCUGCUGUCCAAACUCCAAGUGUCAAGUAAAUUCAGCCACAUUUGGAAAGCUCAUUCGGUUAGUUUUUCCAGGUCUGGGGACAAGAAGGCUGGGCACAAGAGGGAGUACCAGGUAUCAUUACGAUGGAAUAGCUAUCAAGAAGAACUCUUCCUGUUAUGCACGUUAUUGCUCUCUUCUGUCUGAAAAAAAUUAUCACAGGCACGGCUCUCCAGGGGAAGGGAGCAGUUCUGCCUGGCAGACGAGCCCCUCUGUGGGCAUCGGUGGAAAUGCUUGCAGUUCUGAAGAUGCAGCUGGUUACAGGAGCAAAAGCCAAAAAAAGAGAACAAGCAAGAAUUUGCAGUGUUCUCCAUCUGUCGUUUAUCUGAAGACUGAACAAGAGAGAUAUCAGUACCCUUGGCCUGAAUUCAACAGAAUUUAUCUUUGGGAGCAAGAACUAAGGAAGAAAUACCCAUACGAAAUGGUUGUUCUGCUUGUCAAUGAGUACCACAGCCAUUGUCAAGAUCUUCUACAUAUGGUGAGAAAGGAAGAGCUUGACAAGGUGGAAGAUUGUAUCAUGUCAUUCUGGAGGUCUCUGCAGCCUGAAAAUGUAGCAUUUAUGUCCUUGCCAGAUGUAUGCCAGCUGUUCAAAAGCUAUGACAGGCAGCUAUUCAAGGAAAUGGAGGACAUCUUACUUCAUGAUUUCCUGGAGGAGGUGCCUGUGCAACGCAUUAAGUCAAUGAGAUUGUUCAGUAAAAAUAUUGAAGUUUGGCUGCUUAAUGCUUUGAAAGAGUUUCCAUUACCGCUCCAAACAUCUAAAUCUAAAGAAGUUAAAGUGUUUAUAAAAAGACUUGGGAGAAAGAUAGACCUUUCUAACAUGGUCAAGAUAAUGAGAACAGUCUUGAACAGCAACAGCAAAGUCACUGUUCUGCGAUCAGACUUGCAUGCUGUCAUCAGUCAGGGAUUUCUGGAUGUGCCUGGAAACCUCUUUCAAACAAAGUGUAGGAAUCCAGAGGAGCCGCAGAACGACAUACACCUCAAAUGUUUGAAUGACUUAAUGUCUCUGCUCGUCCCUUCCAUAGAUAUUCAGGUUCUCCUGAACUGUGUGUCUUCAAAUCUUCAGGCUUUUGUCAUUCAGCCAAGCAGGAGUAAAGAGGAAUUCAGAAAAUUGGCCUCAGAUUUCCAGUUGAAAUGGAACUUCCUCCUGAGCGCAGUAAGCAAGGUUAUGACCCUGAACUAUGCAGACAGUUUUGGAUCCUGGCAUUUGUUUAAUUUGCUACUCAUGGAUUUUGUGGCUCACAUUUUCCUGUCCUAUAUAGAGGAGGAAGCUGAUGAAAGUUUCUGGGUUGCAAAGCAAAACGAGUCUCCUGUUCUGUGGGUUUAUGAGCCCAACCAUUUCUGGGGCUAUUUUGCAGAGGAGCAACCUCAAGCCAAUGUUCCACAGACAGCUCUUAUAACUUUGAUGCAGAGCCAGAAUAACUUCGGAUUAAGCAACGUUUUUCCAGAAUUCUGAGUUGUUCGGUGGACACAGCUGCAGGCAGCAAGGUCAGGAAGAGAGAAUUACUAAAACUUUUACUAAUUUGGAUCUUCAAGGAGGAAGGGAAGCACUUUGUACUUAAAAAUAUGGACACUUUGCCUCUGAUGAACAGCAAAUCUUUGGAGAAAAGCAGCCUGACUUUAAAAUUCUUUAUGCCACACCAUUCUUACUUUUUGAUGCAACUUUAAGAAAUACUGUUUUCAUUCUCUUGAAUUUAAGAACGUUUUCUGGAAAUACUAAACGCAAAACUGUGCUAGCAAUGGAGUUAUUUUAAGCUGGCACACUAUUUAGCCAUUUGACUUUAUUUUAAUAAAUCUUCAGGAAAA
This is a messenger RNA of Columba livia (rock pigeon), 2085 nucleotides long. It is a transcript of the gene RFX8, whose product is annotated as regulatory factor X8. Gene Ontology annotation, biological process: regulation of transcription by RNA polymerase II. NCBI's taxonomy places the organism in Eukaryota, Metazoa, Chordata, Aves, Columbiformes, Columbidae. Gene Ontology annotation, molecular function: RNA polymerase II cis-regulatory region sequence-specific DNA binding; DNA-binding transcription factor activity, RNA polymerase II-specific. The transcript has 16 exons. The coding region runs from base 122 to 1735 and encodes 537 amino acids. The record is from RefSeq and is a predicted model, not a curated record.